UUUCUAUCAUUCGGUUUUUUUGUUUGUUUGUUCGUUAUUGAUUGUUUACUGAUUUAAGCCCCCCCUUACCAAAAAUAAUGUUCAUCAAAAAGAUUAUUAUUUCAGGAUUUCGUUCCUAUAAAUAUUGUCUAAUCAAUGAUCUAUCACCGGGUCUGAAUAUAAUUGUGGGCACAAAUGGUGCAGGAAAAUCGAAUAUAAUAAUGGCAUUAGAAUUUGUAUUGACAGACAAUUAUUAUCGUCUGAAUGAAGAACAAAGAUUAUUAUUGAUAUGUCAAAAUCGAUCGAUUAAUGAAUCUGCUAAAAUAAUUGAAGCAUUUGUCGAAAUACAUUUCGAUAAUGAGGAUAAAUUUUUUCCCAUCAAUGAAAAAUUGGUCAUUAUCAAACGACAUAUCACCCGUACAAAUGAUAAUUUUUUUAUCAAUGGUAAAUUGACUAAAAACAAUGAAUUGAUAGCCUUUCUGGAAAGUGGUGGUUUUUCUCGUGAUAAUUCCUAUUUCCUGGUGAAACAAGGUCUCGUUUCAGACGUUGCCACAAGCAAUCCAAGUAAAAUUCUCGAUAUAUUACGUACAAUGAGUGGUGCUAAGAAAUUUGAUCAAUCAAAAAUUCAAACAAUGGAAAUUCUCAAAGAAAAUGAUUAUUUUAUCAAACAGAUUGAAUUGAAAAUUCAGCUAAUGGAAGAAAAACUUUCCAUGUUGAAUAUUGAUCCUGAAAUCAUUCAACGAUAUGAACGACUUUCGAAAAUCAAAAAAUAUCUAACAAGUCGAAUAAAACAAAAAGGGCUAGAAGAAUUACGGCAAACUCGGCAAGAUCGUCAACAAGAAUAUGAACAAAAUGUUGAGAAUUUGGAACAUAAUCAGGAAAAUCUAUCAAAUAUUCAGGAACGAUUGGAAGAGAAAAAACAAAAACGUGAAGAAAUACGCCUAGAGAUCGGUGAUUUGAAAACCAAAUUUGAUUCAUCAAAACUUUUAAUGGAAACAUUGCACAAUGAAUUGAGUGAUCUAUGCCAACAACGACAAUCAUUGGAACAGGUUGUUGUUACCGAUACUGAUUUAGAACAAAUAGAUUCAUUGAAAAAUGAAUUGCUGCAAGAUGAUGAAAAAUUGAAUGAUAAAAUUCAUGAAUUGCAAAACUUGUCCAAUAUGGAAAAACAAUUGAAUGAUAAAUUGAAAUCAUUGGAAAGUAAACGUAUGAAUUAUUUGAAUUGGAUCCGAUUGAUGCAAUCGUCAGUUGUUUCAAAUGAACGAAAUUCAUUGAUUUUUCAACGAUUUUUGAAACCUUUGGAUGAACAAAUCCAACAACUACAACAAUGCAUUGCUAAUCUACGAAAUGAAACAUUGGCUAAUUUGAAAUCGGAAAAAUUGAUGCUUGAAAAAUCAUUGAAGAAAAUUUCACAAGAAAAAACGUCACGAUUACAGCGUUUAGAACCGUUGAAACAAGAGUUGGCUGAUUUGAUCAUCGCGAAAAAAUCGAAUAAAAUCAAGUUAUGCGAAAUUAUGAGCCAAUUGACAAAGCUACAAAAAGAAUCAAUUUCAAUCACUAACGAUGUUAAAGAAAUGGAAAAUCGACUUGAUCAUUGUAGUAUGGCAAUAACAACAAAACGUAACAUUCAACAAGUAUUGGAAUCAUUUCAAUCAAAAUUGAAUUCAAAUGAAGAUGUUGAUGAAGAAGAACGAAAACGUGCUGAACGCGUAAUUGAUGGCUAUCAUGGCCAAGUGAUAGAUUUUAUUGAUUUAAUCAAACCGGUCAAUUAUGCUAUGGAAGCAUUAUUGAAGAAUAAUCUGUUUCAACAUGUUGUUUCGAAUGAAAAUGUUUCCAUUGAAAUAUUGAAUGAAAUUUCACGAUUAAAUUUGAUUGGAUCAUUUCAUUUUCUAGCGAUUAAUCGCUUACCACCAUCAACAUCAACAAAUGAAUCAUCGAUUGAACAAAGUGUAAAUAAAUUAUGUGAACCACUUUUCAAUUGUAUUCGUAACAAAGAUCCUGGCAAUGUUGAAAUGGGAAAUGUUCUUCGUCAUAUUUUCGCUUGCUUAUACAUUGGUCGAUCAUUUCAUGAUUGUUGGACAUUGUUUCAAAAGAGCCGGCAUUGUGACUUUGCCACACUCAAUGGUGAAAUGAUUGAUCGUCAUGGUGUUAUUAGGAAAAUUGAUCGAAAUAAGUUGACCAAAUUUGAAAUGUAUCAAAAAUUGUCUGACAGUCAAAAACGUUUGAAAGAAAUUCGUGAACAAAUCCAACAAUUAGAAUCUGAUCGUGAUCGAAUCAUGGAUGAAAAUCUUGAAAUUCAUCGUCAAGAAACAUUGAAAAAACAAGAAUUGGCUUCAUUACAAGAUGGGUUUGAAAGGCAAAACGAUGAUAUUGAAUCGGAAUCUGUUUUGGCGAAAAAACUCGAACAGAUUGAUCAACAAAUUGAAAUGGAAAGAAAAUGUCUGUGUUCAAAUGAAACACGAAUGUCUUGUUUGAUUGAAGAGAAAAAUUUUUGGGAACAUAAAAUCCAAUCAAUACAAUCGGAUCCAAAUGUUUUGCAGCCAGAAAUUCAAGAACUUAAUGAACAAAUUGAAACUUUGAAAUCUGAAAUUCAUCAUACUGUACAUAAACAUAAAAUAACGGAAGAAUUGAUUCAAGAUUUAAAAUUAUCAACACAAAGAUUGAAAACAAAAAUAGAGCAAAUAGAAUAUUAUCAAUCAAAUUUACAAGCAUCGGCAAAAAAAUGCGAAAAAUUUGACCAAUUACAACAACAAUGGACUAAACAAAUUGAAUCGCUUCAUAGAAAAAUUGCUCAAUUCAACGAGAUACUUUCGAAUAAAACACAAAUAAAAUUUGAACUUGACAAUGAAAUUGAACAUUUGGAACAGGAAUGGCAACAAGCAAUGUAUGAAGUGGAAUUGUUACGAAAAUCAUUUCAGACUAAAGAAGAUGGCUGUAAAAAUAUUGAUUCACAGAUUCAAGAUAUUAUGGUCGAUAUAGAACAAGCUGGAUUGUUUUCAAAUGAUUUUUUACGAGAUCUUGAUAGUCAAUAUCGUAAUUUAAACACUACAAGCCAAAUGAAUAAAGCAGUAAGAAAUUUGAAUCGUCAAUUAAAUGAUUUGAUUCCUGGUGGAAAAAUUAAUCAUAGUCUAUUGGGAGAAUAUCAUGAACAUCGUCAAACGAUUGAUAAUUUGAAAAGCGAAAAAGAAAAUCAAAUUCGUAGUGCAGAAAAAAUCCAUCAUCUAAUGCGAAUGGUUGAAGGCCAAAAGAAUGAAAUCAUCAUGCGUACCUAUAAACAGGUUAAUUUUUAUUUUCAAGAAAUUUUCAAACGAUUUGUACCAAAUGGUGCAGCUUUUUUACAAUUCAUCACUCGUCAUCAUACUGAUCAAAAUAUGUCAUCAACAACAAUCGAAACUUCAUCAACCUCAAAUAAUUCAACUGAGAUUACUAUGAGAAGUGAAACAUUGACGGAACCAUCAUCAUUGUCAUCAUCAUUCAAUUCAAGUUCUUUGGGAUCAUCAGCAGAUCAAUCCUCAAUCAUCGACAGUGUUGAUUCAUUCGCUGGCAUCGAAAUUUUGGUAUCGUUUGAGGAAAAGAACGAACCAAAACAGGAUUUAAUGUCGCUUUCAAGUGGUCAAAAAACGCUAGUUUCCAUGGCUUUUGUUCUUGCAUUACAACAAGUUGAUCCAACACCAUUCUACAUAUUUGAUGAAUUGGAUCAAAAUCUUGAUCCACAAAGUACUGAACUUAUUGCAAACAUGAUUCAAACACAGGUUUCACCACAACCACAACAACGACAUAAACAAUUCAUUGUGACUACAUUUAAAACAAAAUUGGUUGAACAUUCUGAUCGAUGUUUCGGUGUCAAAUAUGUUAAUGGGCUUAGCCAAGUGCAACGUAUUAGCAAAGAAUCGGCUUUGAAAUUUUUAUCACCGAUAACUGAACAACAGAAUAACAAUUGAAUUAAACCAAUUAUAUCCAACAUAUCAACAUUCUUUCGACAAUUGAAUAAAUUAAUUUUAUUUUCAAUAAUCAA
Dermatophagoides farinae (American house dust mite) is the source of this 3994-nucleotide messenger RNA. Its product is annotated as structural maintenance of chromosomes protein 3. The record is from RefSeq and is a predicted model, not a curated record. NCBI's taxonomy places the organism in Eukaryota, Metazoa, Arthropoda, Arachnida, Sarcoptiformes, Pyroglyphidae. Gene Ontology annotation, molecular function: protein binding; ATP binding; ATP hydrolysis activity. Gene Ontology annotation, biological process: chromosome organization. Gene Ontology annotation, cellular component: chromosome.